AUGAGACUGUUGGGUCUUCUCAUUUGUGUGGUGACAGCUCCCCAAGAUGUCCUAUCCCAGCUGCAGCUGCGGGAAUCAGAACCAGGACUGGUGAAGCCCUCGCAGACCCUCUCCCUCACCGGCCUUGUCUUUGCAUUCUCCAUGACUACCAUCAGUUACUACUGGAGCUGGAUCCGCCAGCCCCCAGGAAAGAGCCUGGAGUGCAUGGGGUAUGUAAGUUAUAGUGGUAGCACUUACUACAACCCAUCCCUCAAGAGCCGCACCUCCAUCUCCAGAGUCAUGUCCAAGAACCAGUUCACCCUGCAACUGAGCUCCGUGACCACUGAGGACACGGCCGUGUAUUACUGUGCAAGAGACACAGUGAGGGGAAGUCAGUGGGUAUUUGAUAAAUGGCAGACCCUCUCCCUCACCUGCACUGUCCCUGGAUUUUCUUUAACCAGCUAUGUUGUGGGCUGGAUCCGCCAGGCUCCAGGAAAAGGGCUGAAGUGUGUUGGUAUUACGUGGAGUGGUGGAAGCACAAACUAUAACCCAACUCUGAAGUCCCAACUCAGCAUCACCAGGGACACCUCCAAGAGCCAAGUUUAUUUAACGCUGAACAACCUGACAGGCGAUGACACAGUCAUGUAUUACUGUGCAACAGACACAGUGAGGGGAGCCCAGACUGCACCAGCUGGAAUGGGAGUGGGCGCCUGUGGAGAAGACACAGGGAAGAUGGGGGCCCUGGAGCGGCCCCAGCUUCCUCCUCAGCCUGGUGUCCUGGAUCUCCCUCCCUGGGGCAGCUUCCAGCAGGACACGGUGCCCACCUCACUCCAUGGGUUGCUCUUGCUGCAGGUGCUCAGGGAGGCUCAGAUGUCCCCCUGGAAGGCUGGUUGUAAGUCUCAGCUGUGUGGCUGCUGUGGUCCUUUCAACAACAUCAUUGGGCAUGAGGAGCCCCUGCACAGUUAG
Molecule: messenger RNA, 945 nt
Organism: Diceros bicornis minor
Lineage: Eukaryota; Metazoa; Chordata; Mammalia; Perissodactyla; Rhinocerotidae
Exons: 6
Coding region: 1-945 (314 amino acids)
Biological process (GO): phagocytosis, recognition; complement activation, classical pathway; positive regulation of B cell activation
Cellular component (GO): external side of plasma membrane; blood microparticle; immunoglobulin complex, circulating
Molecular function (GO): immunoglobulin receptor binding; antigen binding
Source: RefSeq, a predicted model, not a curated record